Melanaphis sacchari is the source of this 1426-nucleotide messenger RNA. RefSeq names its product transmembrane emp24 domain-containing protein bai-like. Gene Ontology annotation, biological process: Golgi organization; endoplasmic reticulum to Golgi vesicle-mediated transport; intracellular protein transport. The record is from RefSeq and is a predicted model, not a curated record. The transcript has 6 exons. Lineage: Eukaryota; Metazoa; Arthropoda; Insecta; Hemiptera; Aphididae. Gene Ontology annotation, cellular component: endoplasmic reticulum-Golgi intermediate compartment; COPII-coated ER to Golgi transport vesicle; endoplasmic reticulum. The coding region runs from base 263 to 979 and encodes 238 amino acids.
AAAAACGUGUUCCAGCAGAGCAAAUUUAAAACACCCAACAAAAUGUUUUCUGUUCCAUCAGUGCUGCAACAUGUUAUCGACUUGUUGGAAACAAUAAUUUUCUGUUGCGAGUUAUACGUUCUGUCAAAUGUUUCGCGCAUGCGUACAAUGCAAAAUAUUAAUUAUUGUGAUAAUAAUUAAUAUUAUCUUGUUUUGACAGUUAGCUAGUUAGCUUAAACUACUUUUUUAUAUUUUUAUUUUAUUUAUUGAUUGACAUUUUGAGAUGGAUUUGGAAUUUUUCGACUCCUCGUCCUCUUCAUUAUCGUCCGACGAUGAAUUUGUAUUUGAUAGCGACGACGAAGUUUAUUUGGAAGACAGAACAAGACCGAAAAAUCAGAAUUAUUUUGAGACUAUAGCAAGAUACAAUGACUUAGAGUUUUUGGAACAUUUCCGUGUUAGACGCCACAUUGCAAACAAUUUGACCAUACACUUUGAGGCCAGUCCGGAAUUUAAUGACACAACUGGAGGACAUGGAAAAAUACCUGCCUACAACCAAAUUAAAGAUUCAAAAAAUCAUAUAUUAUCACAGAAAGAAGAUAUAAGUUCUGGAAAAUUUACUUUUAGUGUGGAGAAUUAUGAUGUAUUUGAAAUUUGUUUUAUUUCAAAAUCUUUGAAUAGUGAAUAUCCUGGUACUGUACAAGAAAUUUUUGUGGAUAUUAAAACAGGCAUAGAAGCUAAAAAUUAUGAAGGGGUUGCUGAAGCUUAUAAAUUGAAACCUCUUGAGAUGGAUCUAAAACGACUUGAAGACUUUUCAGAAGCCAUUGUAUUAGAAUUCAAGGAUAUGAGAAUACGCGCUGAUGAAAUGCGAAACACAAAUGAAACUACAAACAAGAGAGUUUUCUAUUUUAGUUUGUUCAGUAUGCUUUGUUUAUUAAUUUUAGCAACUUGGCAAGUAUGUUAUUUAAGGCGUUACUUCAAAGCAAAAAAAUUGAUUGAAUAAGAUUUGAAGACUUCAGAAGGAUAAAAAUUAAUAAUACAUUUGACUGGCAUUAUGUUUUCACAUGAAUUGCAAUUUUAGACACAUUUAUCAUGUAAUUUAUUAAAAGUAGUUAUACCAUACACUGUAAAUAAGGAUUUCAAGAUGUUGAUUCAAUUCGUAAUCUUGUCCAAACCUCAGUCCUAAUAAAAUUUUAGUUAAAUAUUUAACUUCAACUUCUGUCAAUGUUUAAAAAAUGUAUGUACUCUAAAAUUGUAAUUUAUGAAACUGUUAAUUGAUGUACAAAAACCGUCUAAUGAUGGACUAUACCAAAAUUGGAUAUAACUAUGAAAUGAAUUUAACUAGUCCCACAUAUAAUAUUAAUGAAAUAAAACCUAAAUAUCUAAGUAUCAUUACAUUGUUUUUUCUAGUCUUUUUCUAUAGUAUUCGAAUAAAUCAAUUGUUUUAAAU